Messenger RNA from Diabrotica virgifera virgifera (western corn rootworm), 7913 nucleotides. Its product is annotated as GAS2-like protein pickled eggs. Gene Ontology annotation, molecular function: microtubule binding; cytoskeletal adaptor activity; actin filament binding. The transcript has 12 exons. Gene Ontology annotation, cellular component: microtubule plus-end; stress fiber; cytoplasm. Gene Ontology annotation, biological process: regulation of microtubule polymerization or depolymerization; protein localization to microtubule plus-end; microtubule bundle formation. The record is from RefSeq and is a predicted model, not a curated record. NCBI's taxonomy places the organism in Eukaryota, Metazoa, Arthropoda, Insecta, Coleoptera, Chrysomelidae. The coding region runs from base 748 to 2967 and encodes 739 amino acids.
CUGAUCUUGGAGCAAAUUUAAGUUCUGAGAGCAUUCAAAACAAGUGAUGCGAUUUUUCAGUGUGUCCGAUACAAAUCAACGAUGAUGCAGUAAAUACCAAUUCUACUUUCGAGAGUUUUAUGGAAAAAGUUCCAAAAUAACAGUCGCUGUAACAGUGUCCCAUUUCGAUGCCACCCUCAAGCUACACCUAAGGGUAACUCCGACCGACGUGGAAGUGGAACAGUGACAGAAGAACGUCGCGGCGAUCAUGCUGCAGCGAUCUGGAAAGAAAGUGAAACUGAAACAACAAUAAUUCCGAAACUGAAAAGAAAAUGAAGAUAACCUGAAGGUGAUUCCAUCGAGCACCGAUCAUCUAGUCGCCGGAGAAUUAUCUCUCGAACGAAAACAAUAGGCAAAUAAAUGGCUAGCGUAGCCUACUACGGUUAUUAAGCGAGGUUACUUGAUGAAUUAGGAAACAUAAAGUAACAGACUGUCGCAACGCGAGGUUGUUUUGCUGUCAAACGCGCGACACGCGUGUAUGUAUCGAGACGGUUUUUUCUCUGACGAAUCCGCGGCCUCAGAAGUGGUUUUUUAGUUAUUUUGGUUCUGUGUAUGUGGUUAUUCUUUUGAAAAAGUGAUUUUUCAAUCCUAUAAAACAGUGUCAUUGAGUUGGUUGACGAAACACAACCACACCAAACAAUGUCGUAUUAAAUAAUCCCGUUCCGGCGUCGAUCUUAGUUUCGGUUUUCGUAAGAGCUCAUUAUCAAUAUGGCGUUAUUAGAGGCUAGGCCGUUCAGACCUUUCAAGUCAAGUGAGGAGUACCUCUAUGCUAUGAAAGAAGACUUGGCGGAAUGGCUGCAGACCAUGUAUCCUCAUUUGAAUAUCUCCGUGGAAAAUUUUAUGGAAAAGUUGGAAACAGGGGUGGCCCUAUGCGAGCACGCUAAUGCCGUGAAGGCCCAAGCUCAAGAAUAUGCGGAGAGAAAACAAGCCAAGAAAAUAAUGACGAGGUCUGUAACCAGCUCGUUGGCAGUCGCCCAGGCGCUUGUCCAGAUCGCCGAUUUCAAGUACUUCAAUACGGCCAAACCAGGCACGUUUUUCUCCAGAGACAACGUUAGCAAUUUUAUCAACUGGUGCCGCAAUUCGUUAAAAAUAAUAGAAUGCCUAUUAUUCGAAACCGAUGAUUUAAUUAUGCGAAAAAACGAGAAACACGUCAUUCUAUGUCUGUUGGAAGUAGCCAGGAGAGGAGCAAAAUUCGGCAUGCUGGCACCGAUCAUAGUCCAAAUGGAACGCCAAAUCGACAGGGAAAUCGCGGCGGAUCAGAAAAAAAUGGGCGUCAACUUCAACGAAGGCUCAAAUAACCAGAACGGUGUAGAUGACGACAGCGAUAGCGAUUUAGAAGACGAAGAGACUGUUUUAAUGUACGGCCCUAUGCCCCAAAUUAUUACCAACGACCUCAAGAGUUUAGACGAGAUGGUUAGAGAUUUAGUCGAAAAAUGUACCUGUCCAACUCAAUUUCCGAUGAUAAGGGUUUCUGAAGGAAAAUACAGGAUAGGCGAUACCAAAGUUCUUAUUUUUGUCAGGAUCCUGCGUAAUCACGUAAUGGUUCGAGUAGGAGGUGGAUGGGACACUCUAUCUCAUUACUUAGACAAGCACGAUCCAUGUAGGUGUCGAACACAACACAGGACGACACAAGGGGCGAAAUUGGUCAAUAAACCUGGAGCAGCCGAUCUACAUGGUUCUCACGUUUACUAUGAAAGAUCAGCUGCUUCAGUUGCAGACGCAGGUGGAAAUUCUUACGGAUCCAGUGGUCCACAUUCUCUAGGUCCUCCAAUGAACUCUCUGAACCGUUCAAGAUCUCGCUCGCCUAAACGGUCCCUCAGUCCCAAUCUUUCUACAAGACGAUCUCUGGUUCCACCACCGACAAGAUCUAGGAGUCCUACGCCGAAUUACACUUCAAACCUUAAUACCAAGCUGUCCAGCAAUAGGAGUCCACAGCAUAAACAUUAUGGUCCACAGUCGUUGCCGAUUAUGACUAAUCACAAAUCGAAGAAUAUCGUCAGUAGCAUGCAAAUUCCAGUAGAUACUAAGGUUCUUAAAUCAGAAGUCAGUUUACACGUAAACGAUACAGAUCAUAGUGAUACUACAUCUGAAGUGUCAGACGAAGGUUAUCGAAGCUUAGGUUUAACUCAUGAUAGAACCAAACAAAGGUCGUCUGUGUACAGUCAAAACUCUACAGAGGAUGCUGAAGAAAACGAGCAUCAAGUUUAUGUAGACGACGACCUCAACGAGUUUGGCCUCAGAAGAACCCAAUUUUCUCAACGGAUUUACGAAAACGAUACCAAAACCAUCCUAGAAAAGACCCGCCACGCAAUAGAUAAAUUGUCAGAAUCGUCCAGUUCAUCUCCAGAAACCACAACUAACGAAACCCUUAGUCCUAAAAAGAAAGAACGAUCUUUCUCCUCAACGAAGGAGGGCUUGCAAGCCCGAAGAAAGUCAUACAUUAGAAGCAAUAGCUCGGAAGCGAAUAUCGACGUCCAAAAGAGCCCAAAGAGAACUCCGUCGCAACCCAAGAAAGCUGAUUCCAAAAUUAGUACCUGGAGUGGAAGACCUAAGGCUUCUAGAGCUAGCAUUAGCCAAGAUACGUUCCAACCUUUCGCCAGAAACUCAACAGUGCGAAGAAGUGUAUCGGGGCUAGAAAGGAGGUCUUCUUCAACAAAUACAUCCCCCACCAAAAGCAAACUAAGGCAGGAACUGCUACAAGCCGUGAACAAAGCCGACUCAGACGAAGCUGUCGCCCUGCAGGUCCAAAUGUUGCUCAAGAAGUUCGGUAGCUUAAGCACGUUAAAUGACGACGAACCUCUAAGCCUACCCAUUUUACCAACGAGAACGUCGACAGAGAGAAUGUCGUUCAGGAGCCCCAGAAAGGAUUCUAGGACUGAUAAUCACAUGACUAGGAUACCUGCUCCCGUGUCAAUGGCUAAGUCCUAAAUCAAAAAUGAAAAUUAAAAAUAAAAAACAGAAUCAAAAGGAUUACCUGCAUUUUAGAUAAAUGUGUAUGAAAAUAUUUUUCUGUAAACGUAGGUAGAACACAUACAUUGUUCUAUUAGUGCUAGAAAGAAAGUUAAAAAGAAGUAUAUACGAGUAUAUAUUGAAUCUCUUUAAUAAUUUAUCAUUUCUGGUGGCUCUUAAUAAGACUGGGACUUUGUAUUUGACUACAUUAGUAUGAGUUAAUAAAGUUACCCAAGUGACUAGGUCAAAAUAAUAACUUAUUAAUGUGCUAAUCGACUUAAAAUGUUAUCAUUAUUUCGUUUUUCCUACAAAUCUCGUUGCACGUCAUCUAUCAGCUGAUAAUUUUAUAUGCUUAAAGCUUUACAAUGUUGAUUAAAAAUAGACGAAAUAGUAAGAAAUUGUCAAAAUAUAAAUGCUAAACGAACGUCUGGCAAGAGCGUUAGCUCAGCAAACUGUGUUUAGCUCACGCUCUUGUUACACAUCAAUUCCUCAAUUCAGUGUUAUUUGUUAAUUAAUACAGUAAUUGAUGGAAUAGUUUAAAAAGCAACAGUUACCUACUGCUUUGUUUAAGUUUUAUUGGGGCAAUAUUAAUUUUCAUUCUAUCGUAGUAGAUCUAAAUAUUAUUUUACAAUCAUUUAUCCGACUAAUAUUUGAGAAGGAACGAUGUAACAAAAUAUAGCGACAUUGUUUAAAUGUCAGACUCGCUAUUCCAACAUGCGUGUAUUGUGUCUCACUCGUAUUCAAACAAUUAAGUGUUAUCUUUGUUCCCCAUACUGAAUGGCCUAUAGUCAGGCCUGUCCAACAUACGGCCCCCGGGCCACAAUGCGGCCCGCGUAGGCCCUUCAUCCUGCCCGCGAGUCCCUUCUCACCGAACCCACACCCACGCAGAGCCACAGAGCUCACGCACAUCGCACAUCCAAUAGUCAGUCGGCCCGCUACAGUUACAAAAUUACAAAUCCGGCCCUCCACAAAAUUAUGUUGGACAGGCCUGGCCUAUAGGAUAGUUGAAAAAUUGCCGUGUCUGUAUAACAUUAGUUAGAUAUAUUGGCCACUGUUGAUAUGUAACUUAAUUUGUAGGAAAAGAAGAUAAGUCUAGGCUGCAGGAAAAUGUUUUCAAACUCUAUUUUGCGUAUAUAUUCACUUUUUGCAUUGUUUGUAAUAACAUGCGUAUUAAAAGUUGAUUCAACCAAAACCGUCACAAUUCUGCACCUAUUAUUGUACUCCACAUCCUGCUAAAACCUAAUUUAUGAGAAACUUUUUGUUACUAUGUUUAAAUGUUAGAUACAAAUUGUUAAACAAGAGGUGUGUAUGAAAAUGCAACAAAAGAGAAUCGUAAUGUUUGGUUCGACCAAAAACGUGCAACAUCGAUCUGCAACCACGUAACAUAGAAGAGUAAUAACAGAUUUGAGUUAAUAUCUGCGUUGGUGACGUUGGCGUAUGUUCUUAUCACCAUAAAGGAGUGUCUGAAUCCUUUAUGUGACCAGAAAAAUAGUCUUAGUCCAUGUGGUGAGACCGCUCCCGUCUGAAAAAAUGUCUGUUGUGGGAGCACGCCAAAUAGAAUUCUAUUUUAGUGACGUCACGUUGCCUAGCAACCGUCGAUUCUCCCAUUAUGAAACUCUACUUUGUGACGUCAGCAAAAUAGAAUUCUAUUUGGCGUGCUCUGGGCCCUGAUUCGGUUUCUUUGUGGAUUCUUAUUCAAAAAUGUCCCCUUUAAAUAAAUCUGAAAUCUGAAGGAUGCCGGGCGGAAUUUUUGGGCAGAAAUUGUUUAAACAAAUACAAAAGAUCACGUUUUAUUGUCCUGGAACAUAUAUUUUUAGGUUUUUUGGAUCAUUUUAAACAAGAAAGGUAUCUUGUAAUUUUUCUUAAAAAUUAAUUGUUUUCGAGUUAUAAGCGAUUUAAAAUAUGAAAAAUUCGAAAAAAAUUUGAGGCUUAAAAGCUCAUAUUUAAAUUAGUAUUUUUGAGGUUGCCAGAUACAGUGGAACCCCGUUAACUCGGAUUAAUCGGGACCGCGGCCGAUCCGGGUUAUCUAAAAUCCGGGUUAGCCGGAGAAAAUGGUAAAAAUUAAUAAAAUAUGGUAUGCUUACAGAUAAACUCCGUUAUAAUUGUCACACAGACACUGGUAAACCACGUUCGCAUUCUACACAAAACCACACAUACAAAGCGUCGUCAAGAGUCUCAUUCUUAGCUUUAUUAGCUUUGCACCGAUUGUCCAAACUGUCUUUUGUUAUCAUUUUGAAAAAAAUUCUUCGAUUUUAGUUCUAUUUUUCUUCCAAUCCGAUACUGUAGAUGUACCGACACCAUAUAAUGCUGCAAGAUUCACCUUUAUCAAUUCUACUUAAUGCUUUUAGUUUCUUUUCCAUUGUCACUACAACAUUUUUACGUUUUGUUGCCCUUAUAGACAAAAGACACGCACACAAAAUCUGAAUAGAUUUACGCACGAUUACAGAACGGAAGCGAACAAUUCGACUUUACUACACAAAAUACCGUCUCUGAUGUUAUGUUAUUUAAUAACAGUGAUGACUAAGACCAUUGUUAAAAAAAGAAUUUUAAUAGUCUUUUCUAAACAAUGCUAAGACAAUUUCAAAUAAAUAAAGGAUAAUAAAGGUGCCUGUUGUUUUCGAUAACAGGACAAUGAAUGUGGUGUGCCAUGAGUCAUUUUUACUAUGGUAUAUGUAGUUCAAAUUACACAAAUACCCAUUAUCUCUCAAAUAUUAUUUUACAUAGAGUUGGUACAAAACCUCGUGAACCUUGAAAAUGCGUAUUUAUAACCGAAAUAAAAUGAAGCCAAAAACAUACGACUAUUUUAUUUGCUGCGAAUUGCGCGACAGGGUCCCUCUGCACCCUGAUAUUUUCAGUAAUGUCGGAUUCAAUCGUUUCGUUCGUAUAUUGACGUCACCAAAUGAAUGAAUUAGGUUCACGAGAUUUUGUAACAGCAAUACAUUUUUAUUGUUGAAAUGUUUGUCUGAUAAAAAUCGGUCCGGGUUAGCCGGACUUCCGGGUUAUCGGGGGCCGACUUAUCGGGGUUCCACUGUACUUAAAUUAAAGAUUAAACAUUCAGCUUCAAGAUUCUAAAGAGUGAUCGCGUCUAGCCUUAAUUUAUACCGUUCUUUUUUAAUUGUUAAAUAUGCGUGAUUAUCCGAUUUUUUUGCCGGUGCGGCGCGCUCUAUUUCAAAAAUCUCCAAAAAUAUUUUUUUAGAUUCUUUUGGAUAUUCUAAAUAAAAUAGGUUUCCCGACAUUUUUCUCAAAAGUUAAUAGUUUUAAAGUUAUAAGCGAUUUAAAAUCCGAAAAAUGCCAAAAAACGCAUUUUCGGAUUUUAAAUCGCUUAUAACUUUAAAACUGUUAGGGUAACUUUUGAGAAAAAUGUCAAGAAACUUAUUUUAUUUAGAAUAUCCCAAAGAAUCUAGAAAAAAUAUCUUUCGGAGGAAAAUUGGAGAUUUUUGAAAUAGAGCGCGCCGCACCGGCAAAAAAUAGGAUGGACAUGCAUAUUUAACAAUUAAAAAACGACGGUUUAAAUUAAGGUUAGACGCAAUCACUCUUCAGGAUCUUGAAGAUUAAUGUUUAAACUUCAAUUUAAGUAUCUGGCAACCUCAAAAAUACUAAUUUAGAUAUGAAUUUUUAGGCCUCGAUGCGUAUUUUCGCAUUUUUCAGAUUUUAAAUCACCUAUAACUCGAAAACUAUCAAUUUUAGUGAAAAUUUACAAGAUACCGUUCUUGUUUAGAAUGACCCACAAAACUUAAAAAUAUAUGUUUCGAAGCAAAAAAACGUGAUCUUUUGUAUUUGUUUAAAAAAAUUGUUUAAACAAUUUCUGCCCAAAUAUUCCGCCCGGUACCCUUUAGAUUUGUUUAAAGGGGACAUUUUUGAAUAGGAAUCCACAAAGAAACCGAAUCAGAAAUUUUUCCAGACGGGAGCGGUCUUACCACCACCACAUGGACUAUCUAAGGUCAGCCACUCACUAUCAGAUAUACCUGAACAGUAAGACACUUGUUAGGUGUACCUGAUAGUGUGUGGAGGGAAUAACUAACCUCUCAGGCGAACUAAGGAGCUUACUAAUGCCACACACUAUCAGUUAAACCUGACAGGUCUAACUGUUCAGGUGUACCUGAUAGUGAGUGGCCGGCCUAAUACAUUCUAAGUAAUUGUCUGUUAUAUCAAAUAACAAACGUGUUGCACGUGUUACGUUGCUUGGGUCAAUAAAGCCGGCCACUCACGGUACUGCGGUGUCGUUCGAAAAAAUCGUCGAUGAUAUCAAUUCUGCAGUACCUACUGCAGCACACAGGCCACUCUCUCUAUUAAAAUUGUAACGACUUGUUGAAUGCACACGUUCCAAAUUUUUGUCAGUUAGUCGAAUUCGACAAAAUUAAACGACGAGGUAACUUUUUUGUUGCACUUCUGUACAUUCCGAUAUAUUCGCUUUAUUUAAGUUGCCUACGUGUACCUCCUUUUAGAGGCAUUAAUUUUUAUAUAAAUACCUACAUGUUACAUGCAAAAAAAUUCCUAUGGUGCUAUUUUUUGUUAGGUAGGUAGAAAUUUAGAUAGGUUUAGAUUUUUUAUUGGUUGGAAACCAUACUGAUGUUAAAUAUAUGGAUUUAUCUUUUGGGAAAUACAAAAAUGUUAUUGGAUUUGGUUAUUCCCUCUUUAUUUUAUUUUUUCUUCGUCUUAUUUGAUUUGAAGUAAUCUUGAAUUCUUCCAAAACAUUUUUGUUUUCUCUCUUUUUCAUAGGCAUAACAUUGUACUAAUCAGGGUUUGAAUAAACAGUUAUGUAUAUAGCAGUGUACCUAAUAUUAGACACAGUAUAGUUUCAAUUUUUUAUUUUAGAAAAAUUUGGACUAGGGAUAUCUACUAAAAAUGCUACAGUUGUAUAACUCUAUUGAUUUUUAAUCCUAGAUAUUUAUAUACAAAUUAUUUAGCAAUACAUUUUAAUAAUA